Styela clava is the source of this 1031-nucleotide messenger RNA. RefSeq lists its product as uncharacterized. Lineage: Eukaryota; Metazoa; Chordata; Ascidiacea; Stolidobranchia; Styelidae. The record is from RefSeq and is a predicted model, not a curated record.
GUUGCUACAUUUUUUGCACAAGAAUAUACUGUAUCGAGUACUGAUAUUUACUUGUUUUUACUACUGAUCAGUUACUACUAACGGAGAUAUUAGGAAUGACAUCGUCAAAAAAUACGAAGAGAAUGUGGAUUGAAUUAUCAGAACGCAAGGAAAGUGAUUGGAGAAAAUGUUUUAAAAUAUGUCAGCGAGCAUUUCAAAAUGAUCCUUUCUACACUUACACACACCCGGAUCCAGAAAUUCGGCGAGAAUUUUUGAAAGUCUAUUUCGACUAUUUAUAUCCAGCUAUUUUUCAAGAUGGCAAAGGUAUAUUAGUUGUAAUAAAAGCUGAAGACGAGGAAGGAAUCAAAAUAAUUGGUGGAAUGUCAGUUACAAUGUAUCAGGAUGAGGAAUUAGAAAAUGAUCACACAGCUUUACUAGCAGUUGAUAGAGACGGUUGGAUGAAACAUUCAAGACGUGAUGACUGGGAAUAUAAAACCUAUUACUAUAAAUUACAAGAAUUGGCAGACAAAUUAGGUACAAACCUUAUGCCUGGCGUGUUUCAAAUAGUGGAUGAUGGCUACAGAGGAAAAGGUAUUGGAUCAAAAUUCGUCAUGCAAGCGGUGCAGAUGAUGAGUGACGAAGUCGUAAAAAGAAAGCGUCUCGCUGGAAUAGCAAACCCAAAACCUCCCCUGGCUCAUUGCAUCUGUGAUCAUGAAAGGUCUAGGAAUUUCACGAAGAAAAGUGGAUUCAUAGAAGUGGCUCAAUUACGUACAAAUAACGUUGGAGUUCUAGGCAAAAAUACAUCCCAUAUAUGGAUAUUUUUACUUCCACCUGAGGAUCCGAGUUGGAUUUAUGAAGCCAGAAAAAUGUUUGCUCAUUCAUCGAAUCUGUAAACAUUUCUUUUUGUGCUCCAUACUUAUCAGGCACAUAUAAGCAUUGCGGGACUUAUGUGAACUAACUCGAAUUAAAUAGUUUCUCAGCUGCCAAUGUUUGACGGAAUAAUAGUCUGGAGGAAAUUACUAACAGUCAUGAGUUAUACCCUUUAUAAAAAC